UGCUCUUGGCGACGCUUGCUUGACAAACGACGCGAGGAAGCAGGAACUUAGCAAUAAUCGGAUUUCAAGUACAGUACGCAGAUAUAGAACCUGCUAUAGUAGUGCCAGUCAACCUUACGGCAUACCCGCUCUCAUCGAACGCAAAUAUCCGACUUCCAGCAUGGCUGCACCGAAAGAACUGUCUCGCGCCAAAGCGCACGGUGGCUUCGUCGUGAAGUUUUCCCACCAAUCGUCGCUUCUCGGUUGCGAAAUGAAAUACUCGGUCUUUCUGCCACCGAACUACGCAACCAACUUGAACCACAAGUUCCCCACCCUCUACUUUCUAUCGGGCUUGACUUGCACUGAAGACAACUUCAUGCAAAAGGCCGGAGGCAAGAACGUGAUGGCGGAACUGGGGCUCAUCGUGGUUUCGCCGGAUACGAGCCCACGUGGACUGGGUAUUGAGGGCGAAGACGAUAGUUGGGAUUUCGGGACAGGCGCUGGAUUCUACGUUGAUGCGACAGAGGAAAAGUGGAAGAACUACAAGAUGUACUCGUACAUCACAGAGGAGCUGCCCAAGACCGUGGAGGGACACCUGAGAAUCGACACGGCGAAGGUCGGCGUAUUUGGGCACUCCAUGGGAGGGCAUGGAGCGAUUGUACUGGGUCUCCGGAAUCCGGAGAAGUACAAAAGCAUCUCGGCUUUCGCUCCUAUUGCGAAUCCGAUGAACGUGCCCUGGGGCAAGAAGGCAUUUUCGAACUAUCUCGGGGCCACCAACACCUCGGCGUGGAGCAAGUACGAUUCGACAACGUUGAUCGAGUCCUAUAACGGACCCAAACGCGACGUUUUAGUUGAUCAAGGCACCAGCGACAACUUCCUCGAGGAACAGCUGCAGGUUUUCAAAUUGACAAGUGCCGCAGAGACGAAUGACAAAGUACAGGUGCAAGUCCGUAUGCAGGAAGGAUACGAUCAUAGCUACUUCUUCAUCAGCACCUUUGUAGAGGACCAUUUGAGGUGGCAUGCGGAAAAGUUGAGCAAAUGAAGGUUGAGGUCAUAGGAUAGCAUAGGAAAAGGGAGAGCUUCGAAACGUCGGCGUAUCUCAAUAAGUUGUUAAUCUUCAUGUUCUAGUCCGUACGUCCAAUACGCAAAACUACCGGAUGACGUGUGAGACGGACGC
Fimicolochytrium jonesii is the source of this 1156-nucleotide messenger RNA. RefSeq names its product putative esterase D. The transcript has 2 exons. Gene Ontology annotation, biological process: formaldehyde catabolic process. The record is from RefSeq and is a predicted model, not a curated record. NCBI's taxonomy places the organism in Eukaryota, Fungi, Chytridiomycota, Chytridiomycetes, Spizellomycetales, Powellomycetaceae. Bases 161 to 1021 code for a protein of 286 amino acids. Gene Ontology annotation, cellular component: cytosol. Gene Ontology annotation, molecular function: S-formylglutathione hydrolase activity.